Messenger RNA from Cooperia oncophora, 504 nucleotides. The record is from the annotation of a GenBank genome assembly. NCBI's taxonomy places the organism in Eukaryota, Metazoa, Nematoda, Chromadorea, Rhabditida, Trichostrongylidae.
AUGGAAUGGGGGCCGGACACUUGGCGGCCAUAUGGACAAUGGGCUAAUGAGGGGCCAUUACGGAAUCCAACAUGGCGCAACGGUCCAGACGGCUUCCACUCAUCGUUUUUGCAUUCUAGGAGUGGCUACGAACUACGCAGGUCAUCAUAUCAUCCUCAUCCAUAUGAUCGCCCGAAUUUCUACAACCCGUCAUUUGCAACACCACGCGCAGACAUUCCCUAUCAUCGGCCUCUUCGGGCCGACUUUCGUGAAGCUCGAUCUACUAUAAACAGAGGCCUAUUUGCUGAUUUUUCUGAAAAUACGCCGCCGAAUCCUCUCAUUCUGAGUUGCGAGAUUAGUGCUCAAAAAGUGGAUAUCAGUUGGAAGCCUCCUACCCAUCAGAAAAAUAUUCGAUAUCUGUUGGAAUGUACCGAUAAAGAAUCUGGAAGAAAAUGGGUCUUUGAUCAGUCGUGGACCCAAACUCAGAGAGAGCUGAAGACAACUCCGGGCAAUACAUAUUGGUGA